AUGAGCUCCAACGCCAACGCCUUCGACGGCGAUCCCUUCUACUCGUUCCCCUACGAGAUCCGUAAUCAGAUCCUUCGAGGACUCAACCAUCGAGACAAUAUCCUCGCGAUCAGCCAGGCGUCUCCAGCCAUGAACACGAUCAUCCUCACCGACGGAGGCUCGCCUCUGAAGAAGUAUCUCGAGGUUGAGCUCGGCCUGACGCAGCUGUGGGCGCUCACUGACGACGCCCUCGCCGUCGUCAUGUUCCCAAGCACUGCCCACAUUGCCCUCGAAAGCAAGAAGAAGGAGGCCAUCGAGGACCAUAUCAAGAGCUGGAGAUCCCAGGACCUCUACCACUGCGCCAGUGACGCUGAAAAGUUGGCAGCCUACACCUUCGUCGACGAGGUCGCGAUACCCUUCACCGAGGACUUUGCCGCCCUCACGCAGACGAUCGACACGACUAACGGCCAGAUACGCGUGCCUGACUGGGCUCACGAGUCGCGAAAAGUCCGCGCAGACGCCAGCCUGAAGAUGAACAUCUGGGAGUAUGAGCCCGAGGAGCGCGUCCGUCUGAUCAGAGGCUUCUGCCGCUUCGAGAUCCUCAGCAAGGUCAUCCGAGCCCGUCCCGGCCGUCAGCUCUUCAGCUACCCCCAGCAGCGAUUGCUCUUCAACGAAUACUUUGACGCAUGGGAGAUGGAGGAGGUCCUCUGCGUUCAGCAAUACGUCGGAGAGAUGCACACCAUGCUGCUCGAGGCCCAUAUCGACGACAUCAUUUAUACCCUGGCUGACGCCGCCAAACUUUAUCGCAUGUUUCCCCAGUACAUGUGCAAGAGCAUCAUUCGCCUUCGCCGCGGACCAUUCCACGAGAACGGAAACGGGAUCGUAUCGUCUGACGAAACCGAGAACAACUCUGUCGGCGUCGGCUCUUCGUUCAAUGACCUGGAGGACCCGGGAGAAGAUGAAUCCAAUUGGGAUGAAGACUUGUUGAACACGUUCGGAUACCUCGGCUUGAAUUCCGACGAUGACUAUGACGACGAGUCCCAAUUCUCCGACUCUUCAGACGAGGAUUCAGACGAGGGUGAGGUCGACUAUUACACCAAGACGGACGACGAAGCCGACCCCGGAACACUCUGCACCAAGUUCGAGCUCGCCGACUACCAGAAGCAGACCAUCUUCCUCAAGCAGGUGGCCACCUUCGGCCUCGACUUCCUCCAGCACUUCCUCAAGUCGCCCAAGCAGGCCUACACCCGCUGGAUCCACGCCAACGGCCACAUCAUGCUCCAUGGCCUGGCAAACCCCAACGAGGCGAAGUACUUCGGCCCCCUCGGCAACCCGCGCAGCCGCUGGAUCCAACGCGGCGACUUCGACCCCGUCGAGAUGGACGGCGCCACCGUCGUUGCCGUCGGCCCCUCGCAACAAGGCCCGAACCCGACCAACGCGACCCUCAGCUACGGCCGCUUCCCCGGCGCCCUCGAGCAGGCGUCCAACACGGCCUGGAAGCACCUCGACGGCACGAACCCGCAGCUGCGCGAGGCCUUCCGCCGCUGCGGCUGGGUCUUCUGGUCCGACGAGCGCCUGCGCGCCAACGUCUUCUGGAACCGGCGCCGGGACGUCUUCCUGCCCGAGGCGGCGCCGGCGUGGCUCUACCGCCAUCCUGGCGCGUCGUCCCUGCCCUCGCAGAUGACGACGACGACGACGGCGGCGACGGCGGCGGAGCCUGCCGACUACUUCCUGCCGCUGAGCCGGAUCGACCUCGGCAUGCGCAUGGCAAUCCGCGAGGCCGGGGUUGCCCUGCCGGCCGGCUUCCGCAGCGCCGCCGAGGUGAAGUUGCUGUCGUUCCUGGCGGAGAACCAGGGCCGCUCGGGCAAGAUCUUGUUCGCCGAGCACCCGUUCGACGUCCUCAGGGGCGACAAGAUCCCCCUGGACUUCUGGCAGGAGUGUUUGGGCGGCCAGGUUCCCGCGGCGGCCCCUGGCGGAGCCGUCCAGUUGUUCCGCGAUAUCGUCUGGGGCUAG
Molecule: messenger RNA, 1992 nt
Organism: Colletotrichum higginsianum IMI 349063
Lineage: Eukaryota; Fungi; Ascomycota; Sordariomycetes; Glomerellales; Glomerellaceae
Exons: 1
Coding region: 1-1992 (663 amino acids)
Source: RefSeq, a predicted model, not a curated record